GUGUGUGUGACUUCGUAGACUACUCACACAUACAGUAGAGACUCACAGGAGAGCGAAAGCAGGAGAGGGCGGGAGAGCUGAAAACAGGAGGGGGAAAGAGGGAGAGAGAGGAAAGGAAAGAGGCAGAGGAGAUCCAGAUCCAGACACAGCAGUGGCUAGCUGUUCGUGGCAGAGUAGACUCAGGCUCCCUUCCCAGGCAGCACAUAGACUACUGACUGCCUCCUUCUCCUCAGCUAAGAGGCAGGAACCUCAACCAGAAUAGGGGUAUCAUCAUCAGCCAGCGGCAGCUCCAAGCUCCUACCUCUUUUCCUCUGUCAGUUCCUCCCCCUCUUCAGCUCCCAGCUCCCAGCUCCCAGCUCCCAGCUCCCAGCUAUUUCCUUCUUCCAACCUCUUUAAGAUCUCUGGCUCCUGUUUCCUUCUCACCUCUCUCCUAUCUCCCCUCCCAUCCCCAUCCCACCUUUUCUCGCCUCUCCUUCCAUCCCUCUCUUUCUCUCUUCUUUUUUUUAAUCGCUGCUUUGGUCCUGUCUCGAGAAAAGUGCUGUCUUCCCUAAUCCUCUGGCAUUUCAGCCCUAAAAACUGAUAAAGAGGAGCUUUUGCUUCUCCCUAGUGACAUUAUUAUUAUCAUUUUUUUUUUUUAAUUCCAAAAGUGCAAGACAAGGAGAGGGAGAACCCGGGAUCUGAUCGGCAGCCUUAAGUGCAAGUCUAGUAGCACAAUAGUAACUGUUACUGCUCUUUUUAAAAUAUUACUAAUUUCCUCUAAGAGGGAGGGAGAAACAAGAAAACUUCAGUUAUCUCCUUUGGUCAGUGAUUAUUAUUUCUUUGGAGAAAGUGAAAGCCCCAAGGAGAAGGGAACGGAGAAAGAAGAGGAAAAUAGGACCUGCGUUUCCCUUCUUCCCCACAGCAGCAGCGGCAAACAGAGCCCCUCUCCGGAGCAGCUGCGGAGAUAAGCGAAAAGAUGCGGGGCUCUGAGCCCCGGGCUGCGGGGCGGCGGCGGCGGCGUAUCCCCAGCGGCUGCGGUGCGGCAGGCCACAACAGUGAGAGUUGCGAUUCCUCUUCGACCAAGGUGUCUUUGGCCGGAUGCUGCUCUGCUCCCCGCCGAGCUCCUCUUUGGACUUGUCUCCUACUCUGUGCCGCACUCCGGACACUCCUAGCCAGCCCAAGCAAUGAAGUGAAUUUGCUAGACUCACGCACAGUAAUGGGGGACCUGGGAUGGAUUGCUUACCCCAAAAAUGGGUGGGAAGAAAUUGGAGAAGUGGACGAGAAUUAUGCCCCAAUACACACCUAUCAAGUAUGCAAAGUCAUGGAACAGAGUCAGAAUAACUGGCUUCUGACCAGUUGGAUCUCCAAUGAAGGUGCUUCCAGAAUUUUUAUAGAACUCAAAUUUACUCUGCGGGAUUGCAAUAGCCUUCCAGGAGGACUUGGGACAUGCAAGGAGACUUUUAAUAUGUAUUACUUUGAAUCAGAUGAUGAAGAUGGGCGGAAUAUCAAAGAAAACCAAUACAUUAAGAUAGAUACAAUUGCUGCAGAUGAAAGUUUUACUGAACUGGACCUUGGUGACCGUGUGAUGAAACUUAAUACAGAAGUCAGAGAUGUUGGGCCUCUGACAAAAAAAGGAUUUUACCUUGCUUUCCAAGAUGUGGGUGCCUGCAUUGCUUUAGUAUCAGUGCGGGUAUACUACAAGAAGUGUCCUUCUGUGGUUCGAAACUUGGCACUCUUUCCAGACACAAUCACUGGAGCAGACUCCUCUCAAUUGCUAGAAGUAUCAGGCUCCUGUGUUAACCACUCUGUGACUGAUGAACCACCCAAAAUGCAUUGCAGUGCUGAAGGAGAAUGGUUGGUUCCAAUUGGAAAAUGCAUGUGCAAAGCAGGGUAUGAGGAGAAAAAUGGCACCUGUCAAGUGUGCAAACCUGGAUUCUUCAAAGCUUCACCUCAGAGCCAGAGCUGCAGCAAGUGUCCACCUCACAGUUAUACCCAUGAAGAAGCUUCGACCACUUGUCUCUGUGAAAAGGACUAUUUCAGGAGGGACUCAGACCCACCUACAAUGGCAUGUACAAGACCCCCCUCAGCUCCUCGGAAUGCCAUCUCAAAUGUAAACGAAACUAGUGUCUUUCUGGAAUGGAUUCCUCCUGCUGACACUGGUGGAAGGAAAGAUGUGUCAUAUUAUAUUGCAUGCAAGAAGUGCAACUCCCAUGCAGGUGUGUGUGAGGAGUGUGGCGGUCAUGUCAGGUACCUCCCCCGUCAAAUCGGCCUGAAAAACACCUCUGUCAUGAUGGUGGAUCUCCUCGCUCACACAAACUAUACCUUUGAGAUUGAGGCAGUGAAUGGAGUAUCCGACUUGAGUCCAGGAUCCCGGCAGUAUGUGUCUGUAAAUGUAACCACAAAUCAAGCAGCACCAUCUCCAGUAACUAAUGUGAAAAAAGGAAAGAUUGCAAAAAAUAGCAUCUCUUUGUCUUGGCAAGAGCCAGAUCGUCCCAACGGAAUUAUCCUGGAAUAUGAAAUCAAAUAUUUUGAAAAGGAUCAAGAAACCAGCUACACAAUUAUCAAAUCUAAAGAGACAACUAUUACUGCCGAUGGUUUGAAACCAGCUUCAGUAUACGUCUUCCAAAUCAGAGCGCGCACAGCAGCAGGUUAUGGUGUCUUCAGUCGAAGAUUUGAGUUUGAAACCAUCCCAGUGUCAGUUGCAGCUUCUAGCGAUCAAAGCCAGAUUCCUAUAAUUGCUGUAUCUGUCACAGUGGGAGUCAUUUUGCUGGCUGUCGUUAUUGGUUUCCUCCUCAGUGGAAGUUGCUGUGAAUGUGGCUGUGACAGGGCUUCUUCCCUGUGCGCUGUUGCCCAUCCAAGCCUAAUAUGGAGGUGUGGCUACAGCAAAGCAAAACAAGACCCAGAAGAGGAAAAAAUGCAUUUUCAUAAUGGGCACAUUAAACUGCCAGGGGUAAGAACUUAUAUUGACCCACAUACCUAUGAGGACCCUAAUCAGGCUGUCCAUGAAUUUGCCAAGGAAAUAGAAGCAUCAUGCAUUACUAUUGAAAGAGUUAUUGGAGCAGGUGAAUUUGGCGAAGUCUGCAGUGGACGUCUAAAAUUACCAGGAAAAAGAGAAUUUCCUGUGGCAAUCAAAACUCUUAAAGUGGGUUAUACUGAGAAACAACGGAGAGAUUUCCUUGGGGAAGCAAGUAUCAUGGGCCAAUUUGAUCAUCCCAACAUUAUUCAUUUGGAAGGCGUUGUGACAAAAAGUAAACCAGUAAUGAUAGUGACAGAAUAUAUGGAAAAUGGUUCUUUAGAUACGUUUUUAAAGAAAAAUGAUGGACAAUUUACUGUAAUUCAGCUAGUAGGAAUGCUGAGAGGCAUUGCCUCUGGAAUGAAGUACCUUUCUGACAUGGGCUAUGUGCAUAGAGAUCUUGCAGCCAGAAAUAUCCUAAUCAACAGUAACCUUGUAUGCAAAGUUUCUGAUUUUGGACUUUCCAGAGUACUAGAAGAUGACCCUGAAGCAGCAUACACCACACGGGGAGGAAAAAUCCCAAUCAGAUGGACUGCGCCUGAAGCCAUUGCUUUCCGCAAGUUCACCUCUGCCAGUGAUGUCUGGAGUUAUGGAAUUGUGAUGUGGGAAGUGGUUUCCUAUGGAGAGAGACCAUACUGGGAAAUGACCAAUCAAGAUGUGAUAAAAGCUGUUGAGGAAGGAUACCGUCUGCCAAGUCCCAUGGACUGCCCUGCUGCUCUUUACCAGUUAAUGCUGGAUUGCUGGCAGAAAGACCGAAAUAGCAGACCCAAGUUUGAUGAAAUUGUCAGCAUGUUGGACAAGCUCAUCCGUAACCCAAGCAGCUUGAAGACACUGGUUAAUGCAUCAAGCAGAGUGUCAAACUUGUUGGCAGAACAUGGUCCUCUGGGAACUGGAGCCUACAGAUCAGUAGGUGAAUGGCUGGAAGCCAUCAAAAUGGGACGGUAUACAGAGAUUUUCAUGGAAAAUGGAUACAGUUCAAUGGAUGCUGUGGCUCAGGUGACCUUGGAGGAUUUGAGACGACUGGGAGUGACUCUUGUCGGUCACCAGAAGAAGAUAAUGAACAGCCUUCAAGAAAUGAAGGUCCAGCUGGUAAAUGGGAUGGUGCCAUUAUAACUCUGUUUUGAUGUCACUUCCUCAAGUGAUUAACUCUGCACUUUGUAAACUAGCCGUGAGAUUUAUUUUGACAAAAAGAACAGGAAAAAAAGGAAAAGGUGAUUUUAUAAGCUAACACAAGCAAAGACCUUAGCCACAAAAUUUGUAACCAGUAUUUGAUGAAAACAUCCUUUACUUUGUCUUCAUUUUCAUUUUUUUCAUGAAGUAAAAAUACAAAAUUCAUGUAACAAGGAAAUGGUUACUACGGUUAGGUUAACCAUUUUCUUAUGCUUCUGCAAAAACAAAAACCUUUCCACAACACUUUGUAUAUGGAAUAUAAAUAUAUAUAAAGCACCUUUAUAUCCUGAAUUAUGGCAGCACAUGUUAAUACUUCCAAUGACUUACUUGAAUGGAAAUGGUUUUGUGGCCAUUUGUGGGCUAACAAAAGCUGCAGUUUACUGAAGUUUACUUCAAGUCUUAAUUGUCUACAAAAUUGUAUUGAAGAGCAAUAUGAUUAGAUUUUUUUCUUAAUAGAUAUCUUGUUUUGUAAAUUUAAAAUGCUGUUACACAGCAUUAAGUUAUAGAGACUAGUGUAUAAACAUAUUGCUUGAUUAAUGCAAAUACAAUACAGGGUGUAUAUUUAUUUUUCUGUGUUAUAAAAUUGGGUUUAGUUUGCUCUUCUGGAGAUUAUUACUGAAAAUGUCUGUAUAUAAUGUACAGUUUGCUACAUACCCAGGUACACAUUUGGGAUGGGGGUGGAGGGGUAAUAAUGGGGAGUCAGUGUAUGCUCUACUCUGCUUGUAUUCUUUGCCUUUGUUUUGAUUCUAGAAAUGUAGAGCAAGUUUUAGUCAUUUAGAAUGCAUAUAAGAGAAGCAAGAGUACAACUGAAAAUGAAACAAGUUUGUCUUUUCCUCCCUCUCUCCAUGUGUCCAAAUGGCAUUAAAUCUCUCUAUCCACUAACAGAAAAUGUCUAUAAGAUUAAAUCCCCUUUGGCUUUUUAAAAAACACUUUGUGAUAUCUGUGACAAUGCAGUUCUUCUAGCCAUUAAUCUUGCUCCACCAUAAGAAAUUUCACCUUUUGGAAUCACUGAAAAUAUCUUGUCAGGCAAAGUUGACACCAAAGGGCACAUUGUCAGUGGGAUGUAGAGGGAUUUAACUGUGCGAGUUCCCAUUAAUGUUGUUAAAUCCAUAGGCAUAGCACUAAGCAUUUACCCCUAAGUGUUAAUCCUUUGUAAGCAGUGCCAUUGUGGUGCUGCCACAGUAAUUUCGAUAUAAAGGCAGCACCAGGAUAACAACAAGCAUAUAUUUUGCUCCAGGAUUUCCUGUGACCUAAGUCUUCCAAAAAUUGUAUUUGCAGAUAAUUCGUUAUUCAUAUAGUAACUCCAACUCUGAUUCUGCUAUGUGAUAAUGAUGCUUUGGGGAAUGGAGUUCUGUAGCAGUUAUGUACAUGAAAAUACAUAAUUUUGUUGAAAAAAAAUAUUCAGUGUUAUUUCAAAGGCAAGAAAAAAAUGUCAAAUGUAUAAAUCCAAGAAACCACAUCUGGUCAUGACUGGCAAUAGCAGAUGCAAAACAAUCUAUGAUUGUCCAGAAAAAUCUUUGAAAGCGUGGUCAUGCAAACUGGCUUACCUAAAAAUGUAAACAUUUUAAUUUUUUAUUUUUUGCCUGAUCAUACAAUUACAUUACUAGGAGGAAUCUAUACAUGUAAGGAGGACAGAAUGGAACUGAGAUACAGCCAACUCUAGACCUUUUUAAAAUUUUCUUUACCCCUUACUACUUACUGUGACAUAGCCAUUUGGCAGGUGGAAAAAGGAGGAAAAAUAUAUGAUUUACAAAUGGCUAACAAUGAAUUUAAUGAUCAAGAGUUGACUGUGUGAUCUUUCCAUAUAAACUUACUCCAUUUAUAUUUUUGGGCAUUUAAGGUGACAGUUAUAAAGUUUACUAUAUUAUUUUUUCCUCUGGGAAUAAAUUUCAUAAGCUAUAGUCAUUAACACUUUUGUGUCAUUUCAAAUGAGGGAAAUGCACUUUGGACAAUGUAUUUUUUUAAAAAAAUAAUUGAAAUGUUAACUGUUGGAUUUGUCUAACACUGAAUCUAAGUGUGGAAAGUAUCAAUUGAGAAAAUGUUAAUCUUUGUUAAAAAUAUUUGACCAUUUUAUGUUCCUUAAUACAAUCCCCUUAAUGGUAGGACAGCCACACAAGUACUUUGGAUCCAGAGAGUAAUUUCCAAAAUGAAGUUGACUUAACUUUAUUGAUUUAAAGAAAAUUGCCAAUGUAAAGGAAAGGGGAUGGGAACUUCAUGGUGUCAAGAAUUACAAUUUGUAAAAUUAUACAUCUAUAUAUAUAUAUCUAUAUAUAUAGAAAUCUGUACUAUAUAUUUGUGUGUAUAUGCACGUAUACAUACAUACAAUCAGCUAAAAUAUUUCCUACUUGCAUAUUUUUUAUAAUCAUUUGAAUUAGUUUUUAGAGGAGGGAAUCUUUAUGAGUGUUUUAAAAUGUCCACAUAAAUACCAAGUUCAUCCUAAGAAACCAGCUUUGCACAAGCUUUUUAAAAAUUGUCAGUUUGGCUGGAAAGAAGAAAGAGAGGUUUUCAUCAUAAAUCUGUUAUUGUCUUAAAAAUAAGAACAAAUGCCUUGCUAAUGCAUUUGUUCACCCCUGGACAUAGCACCAAUUGGAAAGGUGCCAAACUCAUCUAUAAAUGUGAGAAAUGGAUAAAGGAAAAGAGUUGGAUGGGCAGCUUUCAUGAAAUGCAGUGAGGCAGGAAGACCAGGAGAAGGUUUGACAAAUCUGGAUGGUGUGAUUCCUCAUCUUAUUGUUUCAUUUUGUCAGCCACCAAACCAUCUCAAAUAAAAUUGAGACAUGAUAGUUUUAGCACAUAAAAGAGAUUUGUCAAAAAUAAAUAACAUUAUUAGAGCUGUCAGUAGAAAUAUCUUUUGGGUAUUUUUAUCUUCCUAACUGCUGGACUUUGUAAAGUAGUAACCACUGGGAGGAGACAAUAGCCCACCAAUAUUUGUUGAAAUAUCAUAAUUGCUAUUUUAUCCAUCAGAGCAUGAUUUUGACUUCUGCCUUUGGCUCAAAUGUACUAUGGCAUAUCUGAGUUGAUACUUUUUGAAUGGUAAGGCAUGUCAAUGUAUAUAUACAAUGUAAGGGUUUGGGUUGUUUCUUUUCUUUUUCUGAUUUUUUUUAAUAUUUCUGUAAAAUACCUUGUCCUUGCUUACUGUACAUUGAAAUCAAAUACGUAUCUAUAUAAUAGAGUGCUGAAAGUUAGGCAAUGUUGUGGGAAUUGCAUUUCCAGUAGAAUUUUAAAACAUAAGGUGGGCCAGCUUUAAUAACUGCAGCUAUUAGAAGAAUGAACUACCAAACAAAAGAAAGUAACCUUCAUGCCCUUAAAUUUAUGUAAAGAAAUUGGAAAAUACUUUUUAAUAUAGCAUAAUUUUUAAAAGCCUCUCAGUUUCAUUUGAUCAUAAUUUUGCCCAAAUAAAGUAAGACACAGGAAGUAGAGAAUGAGAAAUUUGCCUUUCAAAGGCAUUUUUUGAUAUAUCCCAAUUUAGUGCAUAGAAAGUAAAAAUAAGUAAGUUUAAUAUCAAGUAUUAUUCAUUUUCUAGAUAAUUAUAUUAUUAUUGUUAUAUAGUUAAUUGAGCUCAUUUAUUCAUACUAAACAAAAAAAUGAAAGCUAAGCACCAUAGUUAGCAGUCUUUUCUGUCAUCUUUGGUAGAUGCCUAAUCUAAAAUCAAAAUAAAUUCAUGUACAGUAAGAUAAUGAUGAUGUAAAAUUAUCAGAAAUAAAGCGUUAGCUUUACUUAGAGUUUAUAACUGCAAUAAGUGAAAAACAUUUCUUUUUUUUUUUAAUUAGGUUUGGGUUUCUUGGGUUCAACUCUCUAGUCCAGCUGGAUUACAUUGUCCAGUACAUUUUGCUGCUAUGGUAAUGUGUCAAGCAUUUGGUAGAUAAUUAAAUUAUUUUUCAAAGCAUUAUUAUUCAUCUGCAAAAGAGAACCUCAUUAAAAAUGACUAGUCAAAGAUUCUUGUUCAGGACAACCUCUAAUUAUAUUGCUUUUGGAAGACAUCACUUAACAUAUAAGACCUGUUUGACAACCAUCAGAUGCAAAAUUUAUUUAAUCCUUCUAUAUAAGAGGAAAAAUUAAGGUGACAAGCAAAUUAGUGCUAAUUCAUUAUUGAAUAUAUAUAUAUAUAUACACACAUUAAUGUAUACACAUAUAUUAAUUCACUAUAUAUGUGUAUGUAUAUAUAAACAUUAAAGAAGUCCCAUUGGUCAACAGAUUGUGAAUUGUUAGACUACUAUAGUUUUACAAUUAGUCUUGAACAAGUAUAAAAAUUACAUGAAUAGCAGCCUGAGAGUUACAUUUAGUCUCAGUCUUUGAUUAAUAUUUUCAUCAAUAUCCUUUGGUGCCAUGCAGGUCAAAAGUGAUUCAGUCCACAUUUUCAUAGUUUAUCAUAGCCAAUAGAAAAGUUCAAUUUCUUGCCUGAAAGUUUAACUUGUAGAAAGCAUAGAUAUAGUAUUGCUGUAUUUAUUUCUUUUUUUAAUUUGAUGUUCUGUGUGCAUUUUGUUUCUGUACAUGUUUUUG
This is a messenger RNA of Dromiciops gliroides (monito del monte), 8659 nucleotides long. RefSeq names its product EPH receptor A5 (gene EPHA5). Gene Ontology annotation, cellular component: plasma membrane; neuron projection. Lineage: Eukaryota; Metazoa; Chordata; Mammalia; Microbiotheria; Microbiotheriidae. Gene Ontology annotation, biological process: protein phosphorylation; axon guidance; cell surface receptor protein tyrosine kinase signaling pathway. The coding region runs from base 956 to 4105 and encodes 1049 amino acids. Gene Ontology annotation, molecular function: protein binding; ATP binding; transmembrane-ephrin receptor activity. The transcript has 18 exons. The record is from RefSeq and is a predicted model, not a curated record.